AUACACACACAUCCAUUCCACCGAGCGUGUGCCUGCGAUACAAACAACUGUGUGUGCGAUUGCUAUCGAGCCAAAAAGAAGUGGAAGAAGAAGCCCUGUCACACACUUUUCUACGCUCAACAAACGUUUUUGUGUCUCUUUGGCGUGUACAUACUUUGACUGUUUUGUAUUAAAAAAAAUGGCACUGGUUCGCGAUAGUGCGUGAACUUUUCGUCCUCUCCAAAGGUUUGCCCUCCUAAAACGGAACGAUUCCGCAGUGUGUUUGUCGUCAGCGAAGGGAGGGGAACAUCUUUGCGGUUCGUUCGUUUGUGUGGUGCCGUUCGAUAUAUCGUUGCAGUGUUUUGAGAAGGGUGGACCUGCUGCCUACUGUGUGUGUGUGCGUGUGUAAGUGUAUGUUUUUUUGUUGUUUGCCUUUUCAUCGCAUUGGAAAAUACUCAGCUCAAAGGUCGAAAAUCUGUGCUUCCGCAGCAUUGUUGCACCACUGUAAUUGUGAUUCAACGAAAUACUGUGUCCUGCGUGGUGCACGGAGCAGCCGUGUACUUUAUUACCGAAAGGGCCGUAAACGACGAGACGGUAAACGAAGGAAAAGUGAAAAACAGUUGGGGCGGAAUGGAUCGAUUGGAAAGUGAAAAAGUUUAAUGAAGCCGCAGUAGGAUUUGGCAUCAUAGCAAAGAAAGAACGGCAGCAACAACAGCAACAAUAACUAUUGCAACAACUUCCUCCGAGCGGGUGAGGGCCCGUUGCUCCAAAGUAGGCCGAAGUAAUUGGUGUACAGUGGAAUAAAAAGUUUACCGCCCCCUAGUACCUUCGCCGAAACAAAACUACCAACUCUGCGACCAACUCCAGCACCGCCUAAACUGCGCGUACAAUCUUCAAGUGGCCGUAAAAGCGAUGCAUGAACAUUGUUUUUAAGUUUUCAGUUCCCAGUACCGCGACAGAGCAGCAGCACCACCCCGAACACCGAAACAGCAAAAUUAGUCCACGGCUGAAACCGAGCGAUUCCUGUGUCCAGAGCGUCGAUAGCAUCAACCAAACAGGGCAUUAGUCAUCUGGUGUACGAUAAAUGGAGAAUCCAGCGGAUGAGGACAGUGGGAGGAACUGUAGCGGGAAAACAUACUGAUACAAAGAACCACACAAUGGUGCACAGUGGUGCGAUAGUACCGCACUAUCUGCUGCGACCAUCAUCUUCUGCCGCUGUCGCCGCUGCUGCACGCGUUGCCACCGUACUGCUGGACCAUCAGAGCAGCAGCAGUCCGUCGAUAACAACAUCCGCUAGGCUACUACAGUCUGUAAAACCGUGCGUGCAUUUGCCGUCAACCGUACCGCCGCAGCCUUCUGAGCGAGCGCUGGUUGCUGCGUCCCGAUUGCUAUCGUCAUCGUGUUUGUCGCCCAACGUGUGGCUGUCGCAGCCAAAGUCUAUGUCAAUUUUAAUCAUCCUGAAAGGAGGACAGUCGACACAGCGAUACAGCAGAGAAGAAGCCACCCGGAAGAAGGGUAGACUCAUUUACGAAGCCCACAGUCCCUAUCGAUCAGCAGCACCAGUGCGAAAGGUACCGUCAACGUCGAAGAUCGAUCGUAGGCAGCAGAACUAUUGGUGCACCAGGCUAUUGGAAGGCCCGAAUGAGGUAGUAAAGCGCACCGCUGUCUCGUUGUACUAGAAUUGCUGAGUCACAGUCCCCUUAGUGACGACAUCGCGGCGUUAGUCGUGUGUUAUUCACUUAUAACAGCAGCAAGUGUGUUCCGUGUGUGAUUUGCAACCAUCAACAGGGAACCGGCGUAGCAUCUUGUAUCGUCUUAGUCCCUCCCAUCUCAUUCCUAUCGUUUUAUAAACACUCCUUGAUGUGUAUAUCAUAAUUUUAGGGCAGAAAUAGGAUUUAGAAAAGUAAACGCACCAGUACGUAUAGAGUGCGAACAAAAGGGUCGAAGGGCAUUUCUGUGGCAGAAGACACUAUUUGUCCUACUCGAGACGAAGCAAGCGACUACCGGCGACUCGUUUGAGAUUUGAGAGCCACUCGCAUCAUCCCGGUUGGAAGCAAUCAGAGGGUGACCGAUUUCAACGACCGCUUCUGAAAGCGCACUAGCGAUGAUGUACUAUGGCAAGGACAGCAGUGGCGGUGGUAUCUCGGAGCUGGACACGAUAGCGAAUGUGAUCGGUCUGAAGGGUGUCGGUACGUCGUCGCUGCGCACGUUCGUCGAGAUGUGGUACCACAUCUUUCUGUGGGCCCUCUUCUCGUCCAUCUUCGUGCACACGUGCGCGGCGGUCAUCGCGUUCGUGACGCUGCGCAAGCACAAGUUCGGGCGCUUCUUUUCCAUCUUCAUCUUCGUGAUGGGCGUCCUGUCGCCGGCGACCGGUGGCGUCGUCAACAGUACCGUCAUUGCCUUUGUACACCGAGCCUCCAACUUUCAGAUGUCGCCGAUCGCGGCCAUGAUCUGGGGCGUCGGGCAGACCAUCGUGUCCGCCUGCUUCGGGUUUACGCGCAUCCUGGCCACACUGUAAGGGACCGACCGCCAUCAACCUGCUGGCCAACCUGCCUAUCCAUUUGUCUCCCCCCUUUAUUCUCCCCUUCCCUUCCCCCAUUUUUUCUUUCCUCCAUCCGGGGUCGGGGAUUACCCUUUCAACAAACUACUCAUCCACUGCUACACCUGUCCUGUACACACUUACACAUUUGUGUAAUGACCCGGGCGGAGGGUGGGUUCAUCCUCGUUGGAAGACUGGUAUUUUGCUGCAAGCCAUGUUGGUAUGAAUGUGAUAUUGAACGCGUUUUGGGAGGGGAAAAUUCGCGAUAAAAAGGAAAGGCACGAAUACGUUGGCUUUUUUUCAUUUUGUUAUUCCUACUCCGUCAGUUGGUUAGAGUACCGGCGGUGGUGGCGGUGGAAAUCAAAAUUUCUCUAAGGUAUAAGAGGGGCACCAAUGAUUUUUUGAAACGUAGCUGUAGCCUGUAAACAGUAAUAUGCAUAACACAUAGGCGGUAGGGAAGAAAUAAUGGGAAAAAGCAAACUUAACCUCCCCACUGAUAGUAAAGACAGAAACGAAACACAUCACAACACAUCAAAUCACAUCACGCCAAAGGGAAAACGCAAAGGCGCGUGCAAUCAACCCAUUUGUUGACCGCGCUGAGCUUAGGAAAAUUGAAAAUGGAACAGAACGUGAGGACGAUACAAAACAAAAGCGCAACAUACGUCACUGUUGCCCCGGCAGCCGUUCAUGACACGUGAGACCAGGAGCGGAAGCUUCUUUGCGGAAAGCAGGAGUUUCAUUUCGUUUCUUGUGUCUGAGUUUGUGUUCUCUUCAUAGCAUUAGGUGAAAUUCUAAAACAGCUAAUUCAAGCAUAAUGCAACACACCGAUUGCAUAUGGAAGGAGAUCCACUACCAAUUAGGCAAUAGUUUAACGGAAGUAGAGUCGUCCCCGUUAGUUGUACAGAAGAAUGGCGUAAGCUAAUAAAUCAAUGAAAAGGAGGCGUUUAGCCACAUGAACCACUCACGCGCUCCGCCGUAGUUAGUUCAGCGGCCGUAGUUAAGUUGAACGUUUCGCGGAUAAUUCCACGCGUAUUCCAAACGGUCGCUUAGUGCGUCGCGUAACAACAUGUGAUUUUCAUCCGAUGGCACGAUCGGGGUGGGGGGCAAACAAAGAUAAGCCGCGAACAAACCGUUUUCAAAACGCCCAAACCGUGCGUGUGUGUGUGGAGGAAGGCAUUGGGGACGAAACACCGACAAAUAAGGGAGUAGAAUGAAUCCGGCUUGUGUAUCUAAUGAAUGUCCAUUUGUGUCCGAGUGAAUGUGUGUGCGCGCGCGCGUGUGUGUAUGCUUUGAAAGCGGCUUCGGACUAGCGAAAUCAAUAAUGAAUAGCCACAAUUACUAUAGUAAUCCAUGAUAUGAAACGAAUCGAGUAAUAGUGAUCCAAGUGUAUCGUAAGUCAAACCUGCUAGAUAUAUAACUAUCAAUCAUUUACGCGGAGAGGAGAUGAAGGAAACAAAAGAAAACAAACGAACGAAAGCUACGACUAGCAGCACCAAGGGUCGUUGUAUUGUAAGGAAAUGUUAUUUUAAACCCACACACACAGAAGAUUCGUAACAUUCUCGGUGGCUACCUUUGAGAAAAUUGUGAAUUGAUCAAAGCAAGAGGAACAAAACCAAGGCAGCAGCAAGGCCGGCAAAUUCCUACUACCAAAGAUGAAAGUAAAACUGGAACACAAACACACUAAACAUCACUACAGCCUGGGCCAUUUGAUUAUGCCAGUAAAGGUUUGACUACACUGCAGGACAGGGAACGCUGCGGCGAACGAAGAACAUGGCAACUGCAGCGCAGCCAUAACACGUGCUGGAUGGCUUCAGCCAUUGAAAUGAUUAGUAGCAAUAUAAUUAGCAUCAGCGAUUGGUAGCCGACCAUGCGUAGAGAAUGAUGCAGCGGGAACUUUUUAUUUUAUUUAAUUUUAUUUUACUGAUCAUGUUUUAUGUUUAUUCCAUACCGAAGGAACGAUUGUUUUGUAUAUUUUGUUCGUUGCGUUUAUUAUGUCUGUGCUGGGAGGGAAAGGAACAGUUUGACUAGGCUUUAGGGAUAAAAAAGGGUUCUAUUUUAAUUUUAAAAGCUGUGUUUGCGUCAAGUUUGAUUUUAUCCAUUUUUCCAUGAGAUUUACGGCCGACGGUGUUAGACUUAAAGUUUUAAGCGAUUAUCAGCAGGGCAGCAAGUAAGCUGCACUAGCGUAAAUAUGGAAAUAAACUGAAUCAAUUCAAGAACAAUAA
This is a messenger RNA of Anopheles coluzzii, 4740 nucleotides long. RefSeq names its product transmembrane protein 170B. The record is from RefSeq and is a predicted model, not a curated record. The coding region runs from base 2084 to 2497 and encodes 137 amino acids. The transcript has 2 exons. NCBI's taxonomy places the organism in Eukaryota, Metazoa, Arthropoda, Insecta, Diptera, Culicidae.